This is a messenger RNA of Helianthus annuus (common sunflower), 2297 nucleotides long. RefSeq names its product transmembrane 9 superfamily member 7. Gene Ontology annotation, biological process: protein localization to membrane. Gene Ontology annotation, cellular component: membrane. Lineage: Eukaryota; Viridiplantae; Streptophyta; Magnoliopsida; Asterales; Asteraceae. The transcript is spliced from 7 exons. The record is from RefSeq and is a predicted model, not a curated record. The coding region runs from base 143 to 2059 and encodes 638 amino acids.
AAUCCCAGAUAGAGAGGGUGGAAAUCUGGGGCAUUUAUAACAUAAAAACGUCGCACGAAACGAAACCACCAUUUCUUCUUCCUUCUUCUUCUGGUUCCUUCUUUCUUUUCUUUCAAAUCUCUUUUUCACUCUGAUCUGGAAGAUGGAGUGGAGCUUCAACCAAUUCAUCUUAAUCUUAUUCUCAAUCGUCUUCUUCAUCUCAUCUUCUCAAUCAUUCUAUCUUCCUGGAGUCGCUCCUCGUGAUUUUCAACGGGGAGAUGCUCUUCAAGUCAAAGUCAACAAGCUAUCCUCUACAAAGACACAACUUCCGUAUGACUAUUAUUACUUGAAUUAUUGUAAGCCUAAACACAUCCAGAACAGUGCUGAAAACUUGGGGGAGGUGUUGCGAGGUGACCGCAUAGAGAAUUCAGUCUACACGUUUAAUAUGAGAGAGGAGCUCCCAUGUAAGGUUGGUUGUAAAGUAAAGCUUGAUGCUCAAUCUGCAAAAAACUUCAAGGAAAAAAUUGAUGACGAGUACCGCGUGAACAUGAUUUUGGAUAACCUUCCAGUUGCUGUUCUUAGACAAAGACGGGACGGUGGUCAGUCAACUACUUAUGAACACGGUUUUCGUGUAGGGUUCAAAGGAAACUAUGCUGGGAGCAAAGAGGAAAAGUAUUUCAUCAACAAUCACUUGAGCUUUCGAGUCAUGUAUCACAAGGACCUUGAGACUGAUUCUGCAAGAAUCGUUGGAUUUGAAGUUACUCCAAACAGUAUCAAACACGAGUACAAGGAGUGGGAUGACAAGAACCCUCAAUUGACUACAUGCAAUCAAAAUACCAAAAAUUUAAUUCAAGGAAGUACCGUGCCACAAGAAGUUGAUACUGACAAGGAGGUGGUAUUUACAUACGAUGUUACUUUUAAGGAAAGCGAUAUUAAAUGGGCAUCACGUUGGGACACCUAUCUUCUUAUGAACGAUGAUCAAAUUCACUGGUUUUCAAUCAUAAACUCCCUAAUGAUAGUCUUAUUUCUUUCGGGUAUGGUAGCAAUGAUCAUGAUGAGAACUCUUUAUCGCGACAUUGCAAAUUAUAACCAAUUGGAUUCACAAGAUGACGCCCAAGAAGAAACCGGAUGGAAACUCCUUCAUGGAGACGUUUUUCGGGCCCCCACAAAAUCUGGGCUUCUUUCGGUUUAUGUUGGCACCGGUGUCCAAAUCCUCGGAAUGACAGUGGUAACCAUGAUAUUCGCUUUACUCGGUUUCUUAUCACCAUCUAAUCGUGGCGGUCUUAUGACAGCUAUGGUUCUUUUAUGGGUGUUUAUGGGUUUGUUUGCCGGUUAUUCCUCCGCACGAUUAUACAAAAUGUUCAAAGGUACCGAAUGGAAAAGGAACACGUUAAAGACCGCAUUCAUGUUUCCUGGUAUUUUGUUCGUGUUUUUCUUUGUUCUGAAUGCGAUAAUUUGGGGUGAGAAAUCCUCUGGAGCGAUACCGUUUGGAACCAUGUUCGCUCUCGUUUGUUUAUGGUUCGGGAUAUCCGUACCGCUAGUGUUUGUAGGCAGUUACUUGGGCUUCAAGAAACCUGUAGCCGAAGACCCCGUAAAAACAAAUAAAAUCCCUAGACAAGUUCCGGAGCAAGCUUGGUACAUGAAACCCGUAUUUUCGAUCCUAAUCGGCGGAAUUUUACCAUUCGGGGCGGUUUUUAUCGAGCUUUUCUUCAUUUUAACCUCGAUUUGGUUGAAUCAGUUCUACUACAUAUUCGGGUUUUUGUUCAUUGUGUUUGUGAUUUUAAUAAUCACAUGUGCGGAAAUAACGGUGGUGCUAUGUUACUUCCAACUGUGCAGUGAGGAUUACAAUUGGUGGUGGCGCGCGUACCUUACAGCGGGGUCAUCUGCGCUGUAUCUUUUUCUGUACUCGGCUUUUUACUUCUUCACAAAACUGGAAAUUACAAAGUUGGUAUCGGGGAUUUUGUAUUUCGGGUACAUGUCGAUUGCUUCAUAUGCGUUUUUCGUGUUGACGGGUACAAUCGGGUUUUACGCAUGCUUAUGGUUUGUGAGGAAGAUAUACUCAUCUGUGAAGAUAGACUGAUUGAUGUAAGAAAGGAAGCCAGAGGCAGACAGAGGUGUAAUGGUUUGUCUAGUAAAAGGAUAUUGUCUAAUUUUCUAGUAUCUAGUUUAGGACUUUGGGUUCUAUGUUGCCUGUUUUGUCUUCUCUUUCUCAUGCCAAACAUAGGCCUGUCACUUUUUGAUGUAACAAAAGUUUUUUUAAAAAGGGAGAAAAUCAUGGAAAUAGUUAUUUCCAAUAUCAUAUGUAAUAAUUUCAUCAA